This is a messenger RNA of Puma concolor (puma), 789 nucleotides long. The record is from RefSeq and is a predicted model, not a curated record. NCBI's taxonomy places the organism in Eukaryota, Metazoa, Chordata, Mammalia, Carnivora, Felidae.
AUGUAUCCUUUUGUCUUCCUGAUCGCCCUUUGCUUGGGAAUAGCCUCAGCUACUAUAGAGCUUGAUCAAAGUUUAGAUGCACAAUGGAUUCACUGGAAGGCAACACAUGGGAAGCAAUAUGGAAUGAAUGAGGGCUGGAGGAAAGCAGUGUGGGAGAAGAAUAUGAAAAUGAUUGAACAGCACAAUCGAGAACAAAGCCAAGGGAAACACAGCUUCACGAUGGCAAUGAAUGGCUUUGGUGACAUGACCAAUGAAGAAUUCAGACACAUGAUGAAUGGCCUUAAAAUCGAGAAGGAUGAGAAAGGGAAAAUGUUUAAAAUACCUUUCUUUGCUGAUAUCUAUGUACCUGUGGACAGGAGACAGACACCUGCUGUAAGUCCUGGUCGGUGUGCUUCUGGCUGGGCUUUUAGUGCAACUGGUGCCCUUGAAGGACAGAUGUUCCGGAAAACUGGCAAACGUGUUUCCUUGAGUGUGCAGAACCUCCUGGACUGCUCUUGGCCUCAAGGCAAUGAGGGCUGCAAUGGUGGUCUAAUGAGCAAUGCCUUCCAGUAUGUUAAGAACAAUGGAGGCCUGGACACAGAGGAAUCCUAUCCAUAUGUUGCAAGAGAUGGACCCUGCAAAUACAGGCCUGAGCAUUCUGCUGCCAAUGUCACCGCUUUCGAGAACAUCCCUCAGCAGGAGGAGGCCCUUAUGAUGGCAGUGGCAAAUAUGGGGCCCAUCUCAGCUGCUAUAGAUGCAAGCCUGGAUACCUUCCGCUUCUAUAAAGAAGGUAAGCAUUUGUCGAUGUAG